UUCUUGCUCGUUGCCGUCUGUGGGUGUUCUGGGCGGAUGCGUGUUCUGCUUGCGGCCCUUCACAUUGUUAUUUUCUGGGAGUUUGAGUGACGCUCCGUCGCAAUCUGGUUGUGGAAGUGAAGCGCUUUCGUUCGUUACCUGCCCAUCGGCAGGUGGCGUUUAGGUUUGUUUGACUACCAAUCGUACUGGUCAACGUUACCAGUAUAGCGGACGCCGGACAGGAACCACCCGGCCGUUAUCGGGAGCAGGUGCUUCUCCCUGGCUUGAAGUCAGGUGUUCUGGGCGGAUGCGUGUUCUACUUGCGGCCCUUCAUAUUGUUAUUUUCUGGGAGUUUCAGUGACGCUCCGUCGCAAUCUGGUUGCGGAAGUGAAGCGCUUUUGUCCGUUAUCUGCCAAUCGGCAGGUGGCGUUUAGAUUUGUGGGACUACUACCAGAAUAGCGGACGCCGGACAGGAACCAUCCGGCCGCUUUCGGGAGCAGGUGAUUCUCCCUUGCUUGAAGCCAGGUAAGCAUCUCCCAUUCAGUCCCCAAUAUUUCACUGAAGGUGUGCGCGGAGUUCUAGUAGUACAGCAGACCUAACCCGUAACGAUUUAUAAUUGGGAAAGGCUUCUGCUGAUGUAGAGGGGACGGCUCGAUACCGGGACGCUUUGACAGCCAAAUUUGUAUAGACCCAAACCGAUCAUCAGCGUUGAUUUAUCACUCGAAAUAUGUUUGUGGAAGGAAGCUGGCAUGUUGAAGUUUGCUCUGGGGCCAGAGUCAAUCGAACUGAGCCACUCCUUUGUGUUGACCCAUUGCCUCCAAGUUGCCCAAUUUUUCGCUUCAAAAAAGUUCAAAUCAGAGGUGGCUCCAAACUGGACACGUUUUAGAGUGCACGUCAAAUUAACUCUGGGUCUGAAAUUAGGUAAUUGCUAUCGCCCCACGACGGCCAGUACAGAGUAACAAUAAGCCUUGUUUGUGCUUCCAUUAGUUUUGAUUGGUAUGCGGUGCUUUAUUGGCGAGAGGCGAGCCGCUGUUUACCUGCGACAAGAAGUUGAUUUUUCGAAAGUCGUAAAAUUCAAGUCGCAGUGCGAAGCAACGCGUCAAAAACUCACCUGCUUGGUAUGGCGCUUCUGGUCAUCGCAGAGCCAUGAAAUUUUGGCUCGGAGUAUAACACAUCGUAGUCUCACUGUGACAUAUGUUUUCUAAUCAAAAUACCAAGAGAGAAAGUGAAUAUUGAGUCCGUUCCGGUUUGCAACCUAUGUCCUAUUUGAGACCGUCCCCUCUACAGUACUCCGUGUCGUGUGCUCACAUUUGUCCCCAUGGUGUUGUAUUGCUCAUAGUGAAGCGCAGCAACGGCAAUUCAAACGCGAAGGUAUUUCGGCUGCUGGAAUAUCCACUCACUCGCAAUCCGUGUGCUUUACAGGCAGAGAAAAUUAAUAGUAGUCGAUGAAUAAUUUCGUCAAAUUCCAAAGAAAGGACUUCUUCCAAUCGGAAACGGUGACCACGAGAAAAACAAAAUUAAUUGGAAAGUUUCUUUGAGCUAAAAUUUUAGUGAAAAAGUUGUCAGCGCUUUCUAGGUUGUGCACAGUGCCAUAGCUUAGAUGGUUAGAGCUAUGCUCAUGACAAGCAAGGUCGCAGGUUCCAGUCCUGUUGGGGUUUGCAUUUUGUUAUCUUGUCAGGGCAGUCCAAAUCCCUGACAGAUCACUUUGCUGGGGCGCCACCAGGUUCUAAAAAGUUGUAUGACCGAAAGGAGGCGAAGAGAAAGAGGGGGUCUGAGGGACAUGUCCACCUUAAAAAAUCUUAUUUUCGGGAGCGGAUUCUGUAUCGCAAAGACGUUUCUAUCAGUUUGAAUAACAAAAAUAUAGAAACUGCCGACUUGUCAUUACAAUUGUCGCUUCGCACCUCGCAAUGUUUGUGACUUGAUGGUCUUAGUCAGGCUGUCGGAAUCACUGUUUUCUGUGUACGAACAUUGGUAUGACCCUUCCCACCCAAUUGCUAUGAAAGCCGUUGUGGUCUUGGAGCUCUCUUCCGCAUCAAACAAAUUCUUCGGGUUCCGCAAUAUUUCGCCCAGAGUGCGAAUCUUUUUUUUGUAGUUCUUACCGGCCCACAUUCCCUCCCACCGCUUUAGGAGCUGCAUCUGCGCCUUGAUCCUUGAAGGGUGGUGGCGUUCAUGCGGAUGCGGAAAACUUGGCCUCUAGCCGAGUCUGACGCAAACCAUGAUUUUUUUUUGCAAACAAAGGGAUAUGAAUCCUGGUGUAACGUUAUCUCUUGAAUUUGGCAUGCUGAAGUUGAGGUUUGCAAGAACAAAGUGUUCUCAAAUUCCUGAAAUGCGCUACCUGUGGUGCAUGUUGCUGCGAAGGUAGCUGGCCUGCAAACAGCAACAACAUGAGCGCAGUGCUUGUCAAGGAAAGAAGGUGCUGAACUGCUUACCCUAUCUCUCUGCUGCUACUGCUACUGCUCAUUAUAAUCUAGUGUAAAAAAUGCUAGUAUGACGUCAUCGCCUGACACCUGCAGGCAUCCAUUGCUUGAAAAAAAAAAUUUCAUGACCUGAAUUUGAACACGCUUCUUGUUCAGCGUUUUGUUGAGUACUGAAGGGUGCGCCUCAAAUCCUGGUGAAGACGUCGACCCCAGCCGCAAUUGCAGCAAAGCAGGAGGCCACAAAUUGUAGCUUAAGCUGUGUUCACAACUGGCGCGUGCACGCGGUACGCUUGCGGUUCGUGCGUGCCCAGAUGCGCACUCAGCCUUUCACAAAAAAACAGCAAUCCGAGUCCGUAUUUAGCGUGUUUAGCGACACCUUCGAGUACCAAUUUUCUGACCCCGCCAGUCAAAGUGACUGCUGGCAUGUACGCUGGUAACCCGCCAGUCAGGGUGACUGCUGGCAUGUACGAUUGUACCCCGCCAGUCAAAGUGACUGCUGGCAUGUACGCUGGUACCUCGCCAGUCAGAGUGACUGCUGGCAUGUACGCUGGUACCCCGCCAGUCAGUGUGACUGCUGGCAUGUACGCUGGUACCCCGCCAGUCAGAGUGACUGCUGGCAUGUACGCUGGUACCCCGCCAGUCAGAUUGACUGCAGGCAUGUACGCUGGUACCCCGCCAGUCACAGUGACUGCUGGCAUGUACGGUUGUACCCCGCCAGUCAGAGUGACUGCUGGUAUGUACGCUGGUACCCCGCCAGUCAGAAUGGCUGGCAUGUACGCUGGUACCCCGUCAGUCAGAGUGACUGGCACGUACGCUGGUACCCCGCCAUUCAAAGUUACUGCUGGCAUGUACGCUGGUACCCCGCCAUUCAAAGUGGCUGCUGGCAUGUACGCUGGUACCCCGCCAGUCAGAGUGACUGCUGGCAUGUACGCUGGUACCCCGCCAGUCACAGUGACUGCUGGCACGUACGCUGGUACCCAGCCAGUCAGAGUGACUGCUGGCAUGUACGCUGGUACCCCGCCAGUCAGAUUGACUGCAGGCAUGUACACUGGUUCCCCGCCAGUCACAGUGACUGCUGGCAUGUACGCUGGUACCCCGCCAUUCAAAGUGACUGCUGGCAUGUACGCUAGUACCCCGCCAGUCCGAGUGACUGCUGGCAUGUACGCUGGUACCCCGCCAGUCAGAUUGACUGCAGGCAUGUACGCUGGUACCCCACCAGUCACAGUGACUGCUGGCAUGUACGCUGGUACCCCGCCAUUCAAAGUGACUGCUGGCAUGUACGCUGGUACCCCGCCAGUCAGAGUGACUGCUGGCAUGUACGCUGGUGCCCCGCCAGUCAAAGUGACUGGUGGCAUGUACGCUGGUACCCCGCCAGUCAGAGUGACUGCUGGCAUGUACCCUGGUACCCCGCCAGUCAGAGUGACUGCUGGCAUGUACGCUGGUACCCCGCCAGUCAGAUUGACUGCUGGCAUGUACGCUGGUACCCCCCCCCCCCCCCCCCCCCAGUCAGAGUGACUGCUGGCAUGUACGCUGGUACCCCGCCAGUCAAAGUGACUGCUGGCAUGUACGCUGGUACCCCGCCAGUCAGAGUGACUGCUGGCAUGUACGCUGGUACCCCGCCAGUCAGAUUGACUGCAGGCAUGUACGUUGGUACCCCACCAGUCAGAGUGACUGCUGGCAUGUACGCUGGUACCCCGCCAGUCAGAGUGACUGCUGGCAUGUACGCUGGUACCCCGCCAGUCAAAGUGACUGCUGGCAUGUACGGUUGUACCCCGCCAGUCAGAGUGACUGCUGGCAUAUACGCUGGUACCCCGCCAGUCAGAGUGACUGCUGGCAUGUACGAUGGUACCCCGCAAGUCAAAGUGACUGCUGGCAUGUACGCUGGUACCCCGCCAGUCAAAGUGACUGCUGGCAUGUACGCUGGUACCCCGCCAGUCAGAGUGACUGCUCGCAUGUACGCUGGUACCUUUGCCAGUCAGAGUGACUGCUGGCAUGUACGCUGGUACCCCGCCAUUCAAAGUGACUGCUGGCAUGUACGCUGGUACCCCGCCAGUCAAAGUGACUGCUGGCAUGUACGGUUGUACCCCGCCAGUCAGAGUGACUGCUGGUAUGUAUGCUGGUACCCCGCCAGUCAGAAUGGCUGGCAUGUACGCUAGAACCCCCUCAGUCAGAGUGACUGGCAUGUACGCUGGUACCCCGCCAGUCAUAGUGACUGCUGGCAUGUACGCUGGUACCAUGCCAGUCACGGUGACUGCUGGCAUGUACGCUGGUACACCGCCAGUCAGAUUGACUGCAGGCAUGUACGCUGGUACCCCGCCAGUCAGAGUGACUGCUGGCAUGUACGCUGGUACCCCGCCAGUCAGAGUGACUGCUGGCAUGUACGCUGGUACCCCGCCAGUCAGAGUGACUGCUGGCAUGUACGCUGGUACCCCGCCAGUCAGAGUGACUGCUGGCAUGUACGCUGGUACCCCGCCGGUCAGAGUGAAUGCUGGCAUGUACGCUGGUACCCCGCCAGUCAAAUUGACUGCUGGCAUGUACGCUGAUACCCCACCAGUCAAAGUGACUGCUGGCAUGUACGCUGAUACCCCGCCAGUCAGAGUGACUGCUGGCUUGUACGCUGGUACCCCGCCAGUCAGAGUGACUGCUGGCAUGUACGCUGGUACCCCGCCAGUCAGAGUGACUGCUGGCAUGUACGCUGGUACCCCGCCAGUCAAAGUGACUGCUGGCAUGUACGCUGGUACCCCGCCAGUCAAAGUGACUGCUGGCAUGUACGCUGGUACCCCGACAGUCAGAGUGAAUGCUGGCAUGUACGCUGGUACCUCGCCAGUCCGAGUGACUGCUGGCAUGUACGCUGGUACCCGCCAGUCAGAGUGACUGCUGGCAUGUCCGCUGGUACCCCGCCAGUCAGAGUGACUGCUGGCAUGUACGCUGGUACCCCGCCAGUCAGAGUGACUGCUGGCAUGUACGCUGGUACCCCGCCAGUCACAGUGACUGCUGGCACGUAUGCUGGUACCCCGCCAGUCAGAGUGACUGCUGGCAUGUACGCUGGUACCCCGCCAGUCAGAGUGACUGCUGGCAUGUACGCUGGUACCCCGCCAGUCAAAGUGACUGAGUGACUGCUGGCUUGUACGCUGGUACACGCCUGAUACACGCUGAAAAUUACAACAUCAGAUAAUUAACAUUUGGUUUACAAAUCAAUUGGCUGGAAAGCCCAGUGCCCUCCCUAUGCUUUGCUUUCACCUAGGUUUUCAUGCUUAUUACUUCAGUUUCCUAAUCAUCAAUUUCUAUAAAACUGAUAGAAACGUCUUUUCAAUAUGAUUAUCAAGUACAUCUUUAUGUAUGUUUGUGCAAAGACGUUUCUAUUGGUUGGAUAGAAAUAGAGGAUUUCUUAUGGUACGCAAGCUCCACUGCAGCCACUUCAUUACAUGGAGAUCCCUGCACACACCAUUCUCAAAUCAAAUAGUCUCUUCGCUGAACAUUACUUAUGUCUUAAUCAAAUUUUCCUACAAGAAAACUAUGAAUUAGCCUCUGGGAUAUAGCUGAUGGUAUUACCGCUCUUUAGAGAUCGGAUAGCUCUAAUUCUGCGAUGACCAUGCCCGGAAUUUGCCGGAAGCCUGAUUGGUUAUCUUCCAAGCUCUGGGCGUCGAGACCCCCAGCAUAAUGGUUCAAAACCCAAUGAUCCCGAGGGACCCAUUGGAACUUUAUUAGCUGGAGGAGUAUGCACCAUGUCCUGGGAAAUUGUCAGAGAAACCACCUAGGGGAUUAACACCAGAGCAGAAGAGUACGGUUUUUACCGCUCUUUAGCGACGAAAUGGUUCUAGUCUAGUGCCCUUUUCUGCGGAUUCUCAGUCUGUCGGAGUACUUACUCAGAGAGUUGUCAUUAUUAACGAAGAGCACAGCUUCAAGGCUGUGCUGUAAAUGACGGGAGGUCGUUUGCAUCUGCUUUUGUAGAUUUUCCCGGGAACUGGAACCCUGGGGUUGAAGUCAGUAUCUGCAAAACUUAGACUGCGACAGAAAACAAUAGCCUGAUCUAUGUGUUUGGUCUUCUUUGAACAUGCGAGUGAGCGUGCGGACAUGUUGGUGCCUGGAGUGGCGAAUGGAUGUCCAGUAAACGCUGUGAUUGACACAGGAUCCGCCGCUACAUUGUCAGAGGAUUUUGCCAAACGCCUAUAUAAGGAGCAGGAAAAGGAAACCUCUGACCAAGGCCCGAAGUCGAUUGGUGCCAACGGACAACCACCGCCGCCCGAGACGAGGAGGACACAGUUCGAGUAUUUGACAGCGCUCCGCCAGUUGGCGUGAUGGAAAGGCGAACCCCGCGUUCCCGCUAUCCGCCCCAGCUGUUUGGGAGUCCUGUGUGGCACGAGUAAGUGACUUCAGUGGUACUGACUGGAUUGGUUGUGUUCGAUAUUACAGUUAGUCUUUGGAAAAAUGUUGGCAGGGACUCCAAUUUGACCCUGCACUCGUUUAGUUAUUGUUACCUAUACUCUUAGUCUAAUUUAUUAAGUUACUUAUAACACGAGGACGUGUUCUUUUUUCCGUGUAAGCGGGGGAUAUGUCGUAUCCAUACUAUUGACACGUGCCUUUUAGGCCUCUACUUGACAAGUCUGCCUUAUUGAGGUUUCUAAUUAUUUAUUUAUCUCCCGUAAACGGAUUCCUAAUCGCCUUUUUUUAUGUCUUCACACAAAGUCUGGCACCUUCCUUAUUUGUUAUACCCUGUUUUUCCUUAGCUGGCUUCCGCUCUUUGUGAUACAGUUUAUACACAUUAUUGCUAAGUUUUGGUACACUGCGGCAUGCGGGUGUACUAUGGUUCAUUAUUUGUCCUAUAGUUCGUAGAUCUACGGGGGAUCAGCCUCCUGUACGUAGUUACAUAUUAUGGCAAUCGCCUUUCUCUCUGUUUCUCUCUCUCUCUCUCUCUCUCUCUCUCUCUCUCUCUCUCUCUCUCUCUCUCUUUCUCUAUCUCUCCUUGGCCUUCCGCCUUCAGGCGGAAGCUUCGGCUUUCGUCUCUCUUGCCUUGUGCUCUCAUAUCAUCUCUUGAACGAAAUUACCUUCGUUGAAGAUGUGAGUAAACCUGAA
Molecule: messenger RNA, 7469 nt
Organism: Sycon ciliatum
Lineage: Eukaryota; Metazoa; Porifera; Calcarea; Leucosolenida; Sycettidae
Exons: 2
Coding region: 2820-3911 (363 amino acids)
Source: RefSeq, a predicted model, not a curated record